Hydra vulgaris (swiftwater hydra) is the source of this 893-nucleotide messenger RNA. RefSeq names its product L-xylulose reductase. Lineage: Eukaryota; Metazoa; Cnidaria; Hydrozoa; Anthoathecata; Hydridae. Gene Ontology annotation, molecular function: carbonyl reductase (NADPH) activity; L-xylulose reductase (NADPH) activity. The record is from RefSeq and is a predicted model, not a curated record. Gene Ontology annotation, biological process: xylulose metabolic process; glucose metabolic process.
AUUUUUAAUUUAAUACUAUUAUGUAAGAAGUAAUUUGCAACAUAAUAAAUAUAAAAAAAUGGCAUACAAUUUUUCUGGAAAAAAAGUUCUUGUUACUGGUGCUGGAAAAGGUAUUGGUCGAGGUAUUUGCAUAGCAAUGUUAAAAGCUGGAGCACAAGUGUUUGCAUUAUCAAGAACCCAAUCUGAUCUGGACAGCCUUCACCAAGAGUACUCUGAAGUUGUUACUAUAUGUGUAGACUUGGAUGAUAUGGAAAAAGUAAAAGAAAAACUUAAAAUUAUCCCAGACGACAUUACCUUACUUGUCAAUAAUGCUGGUGUUGCAAAACUUCAACAUUUUUUAGACAUCACAGAGGAAGCCUAUGAUAGUAUUAUGAACAUCAAUUUGAAGUCUAUGGUGUUCAUUUCACAGUUUAUAGCGAAGAAAAUGAUUAGUUAUGGUAAAGGUGGAAAGAUUGUAAAUGUUUCAAGUCAAAGUUCACUUACUGCUCUUCCGCUACAUACAGUUUACUGCGUUUCAAAAGCUGGUGUUGACCAUCUGACAAGGUGUAUGGCUCUUGAACUAGGUCCUCAUCAUAUUAAUGUAAAUGCUAUCAAUCCAACAGUUGUCAUGACAGACAUGGGAAAAAAAGUGUGGAAUGAGCCUUCUGUUGGAGAUCCAAUGAAAAAUCAAAUACCACUUGGGAAAUUUGCAGAGGUGGAAGAUGUCGUCAACACUGUUCUUUUUUUACUUAGUGACGAAAGUAACAUGAUAAGUGGUGUUGUCCUUCCUAUUGAUGGCGGGUUUCUUGCAUCAAGAAAGCUAAGUUAAAAUGCGUUUUUCUUGUAUCAAGAAAGCUAAAUUAAAUUGACAUAUAUAAAGAAUAUCUGAAGACAAUAAGUAAUAUUUUAUUGGA